AUGAGUGUUUUGAAGUUGAUUGUGCACAUUUAUUUUUGGUUUUUCUCUGUUCAUGUCACUGCUCUUUGUGUCAUGGGUGAUCAUAAAUAUUAUCCUUCCUUUGCCGGACGGUUAUGUUUGGGUUCUUUUACGGGCUCUUUCUUUAAACGAUAUGAAGAAGACUUGAGCUAUUGUCCACGUUGGUUACCCGAUAAACGAUCUGUCGGAUGUGAGAGAAGCCAACAAGAAAGGUUGAUAAAUUUAAAUGGUCGCAUCGCCUUCAACAUAGAAUACAUUCCACCAAAGUGGAUAAACACUAGUCGACCUAUCGCACAUUCAAAGCAAUUUGUCUGA
Molecule: messenger RNA, 333 nt
Organism: Clunio marinus
Lineage: Eukaryota; Metazoa; Arthropoda; Insecta; Diptera; Chironomidae
Source: the annotation of a GenBank genome assembly